This is a messenger RNA of Sinocyclocheilus rhinocerous, 2814 nucleotides long. RefSeq names its product nectin-2-like. The coding region runs from base 386 to 1900 and encodes 504 amino acids. The transcript has 7 exons. Lineage: Eukaryota; Metazoa; Chordata; Actinopteri; Cypriniformes; Cyprinidae. The record is from RefSeq and is a predicted model, not a curated record.
AGUGCGAUCCCUGCGCGACAGGUUUGAUGAGAAACCUCGUCUGCGAAACCUCCAACUCACUCACCGGAUAUUUAUUCACCUGUACGACGUUUUUACCUGGCCGCCGGACGCCGCGUCACAGUUUCGGAGGACUUGAGCUAUCAAUACAAUUCAAAAGGGAGUUUUGACACUAGAUUGUAAACCAACUCCAAAGGAACGCGCUGAAUACAGCGACGCACUUUACCAUUAAGUUUCUGCGCUCGUCCAUUAAAGGAAACCAGAGGAACCACAUAGCAGUAUUUAUCUCCAUCUGACUAUCUUGGUUUAUUUUUUUUGCGACUCUGAGCUGAUUGAGUUUAACAAGCGGAAAACCGACAAAUAGGUGGACUGUCCACCCUUCCCUCCGAUGAACAUGUCAGGACUGUUAAGCGCACUCAUUCUCCUAAUUAUUCAAGGAGCGUUGGCUCAGCGCGUGAGGGUGGAGCCAGAAGUCGUGUCAUAUCCUGGUCAGGCAGUGACACUGCGAUGCCAGUUUCCGAACCCAGGCGAAACCCAGCUCACUCAGGUGUCAUGGAUCUUUGAACGGACUGACACAGAGCGAACCAACAUUGCAGUUUUCCAUCCAAGCUUUGGGGUAAAUUACCCAACAAAAUCCCCUGUAGCAGGACGUGUCAGAUUUAUAUUAGAUCCGCCCACUUUGGACAACCCAUCCAUUCAGAUCAGCAAUGUGAAGAUGACCGAUGAGGGCCGAUAUAUCUGUGAAUAUGCCACCUACCCCUCUGGCAACGAACAGGGCGUCUCUUCGCUGGUCAUGCUGGCUAAACCGAAGAACAUAGCUACAACUGUCACAGUUACCGCCGGCAAAACCCCAGUCAUCGUGGCACGCUGUGAAUCAUCCAAUGGCCGUCCUGCAGCGACCAUUUCUUGGUCCACAACGCUUAACGGAAACGUGACGACGCCGAUCACAACGGACAAUCCGGAUAAUACGGUCAGCGUCCAGAGUGCCUACAUGCUGGCUCCGCAACCGUCGGAUAAUGGCAAAGACAUCAGCUGCGUGGUGUCACACCGUACCAUGCCCCAACCCGAGACCUUCCCAAUGAAACUUGUUGUUGAAUAUCCUCCCCGGGUGCAGAUCAAAGGGUAUGAUAACUGGUACAGGGGUCAGACAAGUGCAUUUUUGACCUGUCAGGCAGAUGGAAACCCCGUCCCCACCACCGUCACCUGGAAAACUUUGUCUGGACUGAUGCCUGAAACGGUGCAGGUGCAGGAAAACCGGCUCGCUGUGCAGAAAGUGGAUGACGCCAUCAACACCACCUUCAUCUGUGAGGUCAGAAACAGUUUGGGAUACGGCAGAGAUCAGGUCACCGUCUUCGUGAGGGAACAACCACCUCCCCCCUCAAACGCGGGUGUGAUCGCAGGCGUGAUCUUCGCGUGUAUUCUGGCCGUCAUACUGUUAGGUGUCCUCAUCUACUUCCUGGUAUUCCAUAAUCGCCGCCAACAGCAUGGUUACCGUGGCACCGGCAAGCCAGCCGGUGCUCCCUACGACUCCUUUACCCGCCUCUUUGGAUCUGCCAAAUCAAGCAAAAACGGCACCGGAAACAACGGAAACAACAACACGCCCAUUUACAGAGGAGAGGUGGGGCUUAACGAGAAAACGACCAAUCAGGGCAUGCACCCGGGGGGCGUGGCUUUGCUCGAGACCACACACACUCACACAGCGGAGGAUAUCCUGCUUAGUAGAGAGAUGGACGAGGUAGAAAGGAAGAAAUUCGAUGAAUUGGAAGAAGAAGAUGAGCGAUAUGAUCAUUUUGGUGGGGGCGGACCCAUCCUUCAGCUCCGCCCACACGUUGAUGACCUAGAUGAUGACAUGGAGUCCCAGAGGGACGGCUCCGUGAUUUCUCGGACUGCAGUCUAUGUGUAAGAGGAGAGCAGAAAGAGGUUCUAGGAGGGUGUUCGUGGACCUCUUCCAGAAGGAUUGAAUUUCUUCCUCUUAACGAAUAUUCAUUUUAUUGUGAAAACAAAUUAUGGCAUCAAAUACCAUGAGAGAAGGAUUAAUGGAUGGAUUGAGUUAAUGAAUGGAUGAAUUAAUAUGCUGCAUAUAGCACAGAUUAAAACAUUGAAGGAUCGGAUGAAGUAAAUAGAGACUACUAAUUACAGGACUGUCAGGCUUCCAUUCCUAAUUAUUGCUCUGGUUGUCAUGGUGACACAUUCUGAGUAAUACGAAACUGCAGAUGUUGACACUGCGCGAUAUAUAUGACAUGCACACACAUGAAGUUAUAUAUGUAAAUCCACUGUGCUGUUGUGUAAUAGUUUUAACUUGUUCUUAUUUACUAUCGAUCAUGGUUUCACACUUAAACCGGUUUCAAACUAUGAACUGAGUUUGGGUAGAGCACAUUCCUCAGCCCUACAUCUCUGAGGAAGCUGUACCUUGCAUAUUGUGUAGAUUUUGAAGAAGAGUCAAAUGUGCCCAGUGCUUUUGAUCUGUUAUACACUCAGUCAUGUCUAAUAUUAGUAACUAGCCACGCCUCUGUGGCCUUCCUUCCUGUAAAUUCAUCCUCACAUGCUCAUCUGUCUCGAGAUGACGUGCACAGUUCACUCAUUAUACAGCACUCAGUAUCUCAAUCCCGUGACAUGACUCACCAGUGAAUCAUUCGGUUUUUCGGGGCUAAUCAAAUCAAAUCAAACAUUAGUAAAUGGUGUGUUCGUUCUCACCCACAAUCCAUUUAGUCAGGAAAAGAUGAGUUCAAGGCAGCGCUUUUUACCGAUUUCCUUGUACAAUUUCCUUAUGCAUUCAGUCGUAAAACAGUGUAGCAGAGCGCUGUAGCAAAAAAAAAA